Molecule: messenger RNA, 489 nt
Organism: Cantharellus anzutake
Lineage: Eukaryota; Fungi; Basidiomycota; Agaricomycetes; Cantharellales; Hydnaceae
Exons: 3
Coding region: 1-489 (162 amino acids)
Biological process (GO): lipid metabolic process
Source: RefSeq, a predicted model, not a curated record
AUGAAGACUACUAACUCGAAGACGGUCUAUAUCAUAAGGCAUUCACUUGUGUUGAAGUUCCCGUUAGGAGCCAUUGCGCUCCUUGAUGCAGUCUACCUCCCGCUUGACCUCCCUCUUGAUACAGAAUUCUGCACUAACACUUUUGGGAUGCCACGCGUUGGUAAUCGAGCUUUUGCCGACUACGCUGACGCCCAUGUCACUAACCUUGCUCGCAUUACCAAUAAAAAGGAUCCAAUCCCUACCCUCUCGUACCCCUUCACGGGAUUCCAUCAUUCCUCAGGAGAGAAGCACAUUGUCACCGCGGGGACAGCCUUUGGGGAUUGGUACGCUUGCAAAGGGCAGGGUAACACUAAUCAGAACUGCUCUACCGGUGCGGUGCCCAACAUCUUCGGGGGAAAUGAGUCCGAGGGAGUGGCAAUUCAUAGGUGGCCCACAUCGGAGCUCUUAAAUACGCGCAGUCACGGUGGCCCCUUGGAGCCAUCGUUAUAG